AGAAAAAGAAUACGAGGAGGCCGUUGAAAGGACGGACGGCAGAAAAAGCACAACAUCUGCCAAAAAACUGACUACGUUCCCGUCCAAAAACACCUAAACAUUUAAAGGAGAGGAUUGAUGAUAAAAUGGCCGAAGAUAAAUCUCAGGAUGUGGAUCAGAGUGGUGAAAAUUGGUUAAGUAGUUUUGAAGAAGAAUGUCUGGAGGAUCUCGACAGAGAGCCAAACAUGGAGGACAGAAUUCAGGCAGAAAGAGAAUUCUCUACCCAGAAGCUUUGGUUAGGUUUUCAGAAUUCUGCCUCUUGUAUUGCUCAGUUGUAUAAAGAUCGCUACCAAGGUUUGUCUCUGUGGGUCCCAUUUCAAAAUUCUGCUGCAUCAGUAACCUCAAUGUAUAAAGACAGCCUAGAAACUAUGAAACGAUGCAUGGACUUGGGUUACCAGUAUGGUAGACAACACAGAAAUAAAGAUAUUGUAUCUUGGGCAAAGAAGAAACGUCGUCUCAUUCGUCGCGAAGAUUUGUUAGGUUACAUAGCUGGUCGAAGUCCCCCUCAUAGGAAUCGGCUGUCAUCAGCUGUGUCGAGGCCAGUAUCCCGGUUACAAGUCGACAGAGCUUCCCCUCGGCUACAUGGAGCUGUCGGAGUUGAGGUCCUGCCAAAUUCACCAGAGCCAGAUUUACAACCAUUUAGGGAUGCUCUUGUCUUGCAGGGUCUGAAUGGAGCCAUGUCCAAUGUAAGUGUGGGCUACCUUCCACAUGGCAGCACUGGAGCAAGUGUUAGGAAUAAUAGUGAUGAAUUGAACUGCUUUAUCCUUGAAGAACUCUCUAGAUGUUGUGAAGGAAGGAAAAGAAAUUCCUCAGCUGAUGUAAUGAUGGACUCACCUGCCAGAAAGCGCGGCAGAUUGACAUAGUCCCAAUGAGAAGUCCCCCUCCCCGUUUCCUGUGCCAGUGAACUGGUUACUGUUGAAGACUUGUUCACUACUUCGUUCCAUGUACAGACAUAGUUCCACUUGUAAACAGCAAUUUUCUGUGAUCCACUGUAAGCAGCCCUGCUAUAAUUGCCACUCAAAGUCUGCUUUUGAUAUGGCCUGGUUGUACUUGUGAGUGAUUAGCUACAAAUGUUGACGAAGCAGAGCUAGGCUAUAGCUUAUCGGGAUGAACUGACCGUUUAGGUCAGUGAGCUGUUGCUUCUAUUACCAACUGAACUUACACUAAGCUUUUUUGCUGGUGACAUGCUGAACGUAAUUCCUUAUGUCUGCCAUGGCAUACUUGGUGAUUGUUGUGAUCAAGCUCAGUGGAUAAUCUGUAGACAAUUUUUAAGAAGGAUAGUAAGAUUCAGUUGUUACCAUUCUGUUAUAAUUUGCUGGAACUGCACUGUUUCAGGAUUUAGGCUUUAAUUCACGCUGUAUGUAGGCUAUAAAGCCACUAAAGUAACCCCCAUGAAACUGUCUGUGGUUUGUUGACCCUAACAUUGAGUGCAUUUAUGAUAUUUUAAACAUUCUUCAGUAUAGGACUGUACAAUGUUUAAUAAUGUAAUAACAGAUCUGGUGUCAAAUUCAUCCUCCAGGUUCUUUAACAUUAGACAAUACGCAUGAAAAGGAGGUUGUAUUAAAUAAGAUAGGAGUUCAGAGCAUUCAAUUUUUUUUUAGUUUAAUAAUUUUGGUUUUUUCAGAUGGUGAUUCAUUUUCCUUAAUAAACUGAAAUCAUAUUCAUGGAUGAGAAACUUAAGUAUAAAUUAAAUCUGUUGGAGGCAUAUUUUAUUCAUGGUCAUGCUAAUUUUAUGUUUAAAGGGUGUUCUGAUUUUAACUACCCAUAUAUGUACGUUUGAAAGUAAAUUAAAUUGAUAGAAAUGCGACAUUUAAUACCAUCUUUAGUGAGAGGUAUGCUGUAUAGAAUAGCUUUUGUUCGUUUAUCUAAUGACCUGCGGCGUGCACAUCAUCUUUAGUUCUAUAAACAAACAAGAUAUUCACUUUUGUGUAAGUCUAUGCACCUAACUUUCUAACAGUGAGGUGAUUGAAGUGAUGGAUAUAGAGCUAUUGAAGUUAUGUUGUUUUCGGUACUGCAAAAUCAUGCAGUUACAUUUAUAACAAAAUUUAAGGGAACCAGUGUUAUGAAACUUGGAAAUAUGGUAUAUUCAUGUAUUCAUUUAACACAUCAUUCCUGUGUAUGUGCUGAGUUUUCAGUAGGUUUUAAUUGUUUACGAGAACUGCACUCCCUUGUUCUAUAAUUGCAGCUAUGCACCAUAUGUCAACUACAAGUAUCGGAAAAAGAUUUCUGGUGAUACUUUAGGGGUAAAUGUGGGAUAACACAAUAUCAUAUAUAUAUAUAUAUAUGAAUGCCUUGUCUUUUCAAAAUAGGAUUUAUCAGAUGUCAGAGUUCAGCCCUACAGUCAGCAGUUGAAUGACUUCUUAUUUGUUGACAGUAAUUUGAUUUCUAUUUCUGAUCAUUAUUUUAAUGUCCCCACUUGCAAUUCUUCAACCUUAUGGAUGACUGGUACUCAAUAACAUUGUCACAUCUGGUAAUGUUCCUGUUGAUUGUCUGCACCUGAUAAGGUUGUUCAAAACUGAGAAAUGUACAAACUAUUUUAUUUAUGCUAAUAAAUGAGAUGCUUAUGUUGGUAGUAAAGACUUGUUACCUCAGAUGGGUAGCCUAUU
Liolophura sinensis is the source of this 2645-nucleotide messenger RNA. RefSeq names its product HUWE1-associated protein modifying stress responses-like. Lineage: Eukaryota; Metazoa; Mollusca; Polyplacophora; Chitonida; Chitonidae. Bases 126 to 902 code for a protein of 258 amino acids. The record is from RefSeq and is a predicted model, not a curated record. The transcript has 4 exons.